Molecule: messenger RNA, 831 nt
Organism: Miscanthus lutarioriparius
Lineage: Eukaryota; Viridiplantae; Streptophyta; Magnoliopsida; Poales; Poaceae
Source: the annotation of a GenBank genome assembly
AUGUCGUCGCUGGGUGGUCAGCAGCAGCAGCACGGGCACGGCGAGGCCAGGGCGCGGCUCAGGUGGACGCGCCAGCUGCACGACCGCUUCGUGCUCGCCGUGGCCCAGCUCGGCGGCGCAGACAAGGCGACACCCAAGUCCGUGCUGAGGGAGAUGGCCGUGCCGGGGCUCACGCUGCACCACCUCAAGAGCCACCUCCAGAAGUACAGGCUGGCGGUGAGCCGAGGCCUCGCCUCCCCGCUCGGCGACAACGGAGAUGGCACCAACGAGCGGUCGUCCUCCUCGGAGAGCCAGCCGGACGAGUACGACGACGAUACCGUCGCCGAGCUGCAUGGUGCUUCUUCCAGGAGCAUGGCGCGGAUGCAGAGGGAGGUGCAGAGGAAGCUGCAGGAGCAGAUCGAGGUGCAGCGGCACCUACAGCUGAGGAUCGAGGCGCAGGGGAGGUACCUGCAGUCCGUGCUGCGCCGGGCGCAGGAGAUCCUCGCCAACGACCACAGCCUGGGCUCGCCGGCCGGCGCGGAGGCCGCCAAGGCAGAGCUCUCGGAGCUGGCCUCCACGGUGGAGACGGCCGGAUGCCUGUCCUCCUCCUGCUCCUGUUGCUGCUGCUCCCCCUCGCCGUCCCCGACGCGCCACCUCUCCUCCGACAGCUGCGUCACGUCCUCCUCCUCGGAGGCCGCCGGCGCCAAGUGGCUCCAGCUCCACACGUGCGCUGGUACGCGCGACUGCUCCGACGUCGAGCAGCCGGUGCUGCAGGGCGAGAGUACAUUCCUGCAGAGCCUCGCAGCAGAGGACGAGGACGGCACUUCAUCAGAGAUUGAUCUCAACAGGUAG